Cygnus atratus (black swan) is the source of this 1300-nucleotide messenger RNA. It is a transcript of the gene CNTFR, whose product is annotated as ciliary neurotrophic factor receptor. Gene Ontology annotation, cellular component: external side of plasma membrane; membrane; CNTFR-CLCF1 complex. Gene Ontology annotation, molecular function: cytokine binding; ciliary neurotrophic factor receptor activity. Bases 32 to 1300 code for a protein of 422 amino acids. Gene Ontology annotation, biological process: cytokine-mediated signaling pathway. NCBI's taxonomy places the organism in Eukaryota, Metazoa, Chordata, Aves, Anseriformes, Anatidae. The transcript has 9 exons. The record is from RefSeq and is a predicted model, not a curated record.
CUGUUGCUCUCAUGCCCUGUCAUAGGAUUUGAUGGAUGCCCUGGGGAAAACCAGGGGCACGGCUGGGCCUGACGUGCCAAGUACCUGGUGGUGCAGCCGGAAACUCACGGAUCUGAGCGGCGAGGGUUGGCUGGUCGCGAGCAGCCAGAAGAAUUCCACGGACUUUGAUGAGAAACUGGGGACAUCCCCAGGAGUCUGGACCGGUGGAGAGAUGGCUAACCCCGUCCCGUCAGCCUGCUGCGUGGUGCUCGCCGCAGUGGUGGUGGUGUACGCUCAGAGGCACAGCCAGCAGGACAGCCACAUCCAGUAUGAGCGGGUAGGCGCGGACGUGACCAUGAAGUGUGGCUCCAUGGACUGGGAUGCGGCCGUGACCUGGACGGCCAAUGGCACCGACAUCGACGACUCCCACCUGAAUGGCUCGUACCUGAUCCUGAAGAACGUGGACCUGACGCAGAGCGGCCAGUACUCCUGCUACGAGGGCUCCUCCUGGCACCUCAAGUAUCAGACCUACCUGAGGGUGGGAACUCCACCGAAAGAGCCAGUGCUGAUGUGCCGGUCCAACAACUACCCGAAGGGUUUCUACUGCAGCUGGCACCUGCCCAGCCCCACCUACAUCCCCAACUCUUUCAACAUCUCCGUCAUACAUGGCACGAGAGAGAUGGUCUGCGAGAAGGACAUCUUUCCCAAAAACAGGUGUCACAUCAGAUACCUCCAGCUCUUCUCGACGGUGAAGUACAAGGUGACUCUGACAGUCACGAAUGCUCUGGGCAAAAACUCCACCUCUCUCACCUUUGACGAGUUCGCCAUAGUAAAGCCAGACCCUCCAGAGAGCGUGGUGGCCAAGCCCGUGCCCAAUAACCCCCGGCGGCUGGAGGUGGCAUGGCAAAACCCCUCGUCCUGGCCCGACCCCGAGUCCUUCCCGCUCAAGUUCUUCCUGCGGUAUCGGCCCCUCAUCCUGGACCAGUGGCAGCACGUCGAGCUGUCGGAUGGGACGUCUCACACCAUCACGGACGCCUAUGCAGGCAAGGAGUACAUCAUCCAGGUGGCCGCCAAAGACAACGACAUCGGCACGUGGAGCGACUGGAGCGUGGCUGUCCAUGCCACCCCCUGGACAGAGGAGCCCAAGCACCUCACCACGGAGGCCCAGAUCACUGAGACAACGAGCACCAGCACCUCCUCUUUUGUGCCACCCCCCACCACUAAAAUCUGCGACAAGGGGGCCGUGGUGGGCAGCGGGGCCGUGGCAGUGUGUUGGACAGCUGGACUGGUCUUGGCUGCUUAUGGUGUCCUCUUUAUUUAG